Molecule: messenger RNA, 1081 nt
Organism: Corticium candelabrum
Lineage: Eukaryota; Metazoa; Porifera; Homoscleromorpha; Homosclerophorida; Plakinidae
Product: E3 ubiquitin-protein ligase MARCHF5-like
Exons: 4
Coding region: 30-926 (298 amino acids)
Biological process (GO): regulation of mitochondrial fission; protein polyubiquitination
Cellular component (GO): mitochondrial outer membrane
Molecular function (GO): zinc ion binding; ubiquitin protein ligase activity
Source: RefSeq, a predicted model, not a curated record
AACAACCCGUAUGUUUAACUCUAUUGGUGAUGGGCAGCAAGCCGCGGCGUCAUUCUGUAUCCACCGCGAGCACUCCCCACCACACUCACUCGAAAGAACGAAUUCACCAAGGGCGUUCCUGCUGGGUUUGUUUUGAGACCGAUGAGGAUGACGCAAUGGCCGAAUGGGUUCAUCCGUGUCGUUGUCGCGGCACAACGAUGUGGGUUCAUCAGGAAUGCUUACAGCGGUGGGUUGAUGAGAAGCAGAAUGGCAGCGCGGCCACCGCAGUUUCUUGUCCGCAGUGUCGCGCGCGCUAUCAGAUCGUCUCACCGCCACUCAACUCGUUUCUUCAGAUCAUCGACGAGACAGACAAGCUAGCAGAUGCUCUCUCUCCGCUCGCGACCGCCGGCACCCUCGUUGUCUGCCUCUAUUGGUGUGCGACGUCGUACGGCGCUCUAGUAGUAUGGCAAGUGUACGGAACACACGACGCCUCAACACUGUUAAUGGAAGUUGAUCCGAUUGUUCUUGGUUUUGUCCUACCUCUCAUUCCUAGUUUCCUCAUCGGAGCUCGAUUCAUCAACUGGCAGUUGUAUGGACUACAAGCGUGGCGACGUUAUUGGCCGAUUGUGAAAAAUCUAAUGGGUUACCAGAGCAACGAGAAUGAGAAGCGGAGGAGAGCGCCGCUACGUAAACCGGCGCAAGUCAACAAGCCAGGAGCAGAUGCCGUCAGUCUCUCGCGGUUAAUUGUUGGUGCGCUGACGUUACCGACGUGUGCAGCUGUCGUUGGAUAUUCGUUGUAUGGAGAUGUUGUGACGAGUAACACGACACGAGCCGUUUUGGGCGGAUUGACGUUUGUCGUCGUCAAGGGUUUGCUAAAGAUGUACUACCAGGAGCAGCAAUACAUUCGACAGUCAAAACGUCGCAUUAGAGACUAUCCAGUCCAUUGAAUCAUCGACGUUCUGUUCUAUAUUUUACGUAUUGCUAGCUUUUGUGUGUGCUGUACUAACAUAAGCGAUGCAUCUGGCAAGGAAAGUUGUAAUUGUUGCCAGCAACAAGUUGUAACUAGGUACACAUGUAUACAAAUGCCAAUUGCUAAAGAGUG